AGACCAAGCAGCCCAUGAUUGAACGGCCCAAGGAUCCCGUUGGGCCCCCACUAAAUGACGUGGGCUUUACUGAUCAUAUUUAUGUCCAAGCGGCUGCCAUCUUCCAAAACGGUCACGUGGAAAAGCCUGCAGAUCAGAAGCUGGUUGACUAUGGCAGGAAAGGAAACCUUUGGAUGCCUGAAGAAAGAGAUGAGGAGUCGUGCCUCUUAGCCUAUGAGCUGGCAUUUAACAGUCUCAAAUACCAAGACCUUCUUGAAUCUGUAAUUACCAGCUGCACGGUCAUCUGUUAUUCUGUGCCAGAAGAUCUGAUGAGCCUGGUGGUAGUUAUGCUGUUUGACUUCCAGGACCGGAAGUUUGUGAAUCGCAGACGUCUUAAGGGUGAGAGGCUGCCGGAUGUCAUCACUGUGGAGGCCUGUCUCUUCAGAUAUAAGACAAAGCUGGCAGCUUCCCUGGCGCGCAUUCGGAUCAAAUUUAACCUGUUGAACAUUGAAUGCGUUCUGCCUGAAAUCGUGAAGGAGAGGCAGAAGAUGGCCAGGUCUCUGUUGCUAUAUGCCUGGGUCAACACCCAAAAAACCAGUCUUGAAGAUGUGAAGGAUGCCCUGACUAGGGAGGGAUUUUCAGAGGCGGGUUCAGUCCAACAGUUGCAGGGACAGGCUUUCUGCCGUGACGCGCACUGUGAAGAUUUGCUAGUUUUUGCUCCGCGCCACAAGGAACAGCUGAGCGGAACAGAGCUUGUAAAAGACUGCAAGCUUGUCAUUCAGGACAAGUCCUGCAGCCUGCCGGUCAGCGCCGUGCGCUCCGUGCUGGAUCGGGACCGGGGCGUGCUCGUGACCGGCUGCUUCUCGGCCCUCACGGUCGCCCACACGGCCGCCGCCGCCGCCGCCUCGCGCUCCGGAAACGUCCUCGUCUGCGAGGGCAGCGGGGCCAGGAGGAAGGAGCUGAGGGCCGUCCUCUCGAAGAUGGCGUGCUCUCGAAGUACGUGCUCUGAACUUGUCCCGUUAAUGACCGCUGCAGCUUUUCAGGAAGUGCCACUGAAACAUUGCCACUGUAGUGCAGCAUCUGGAGUUUGCUGUUACCUGCUUAAUAUUGGAGCAACACACCAAUCAAUUGGAGGUGGAAGUCAGUGCAAUUGCUCCAAGUUUUGUGACCUGGCGACGCAUGACCUCUCCGCAGAUGUGGAAAUAAUCCCAAGCAAUUUCAUGGAUCUGGACCCAAUGGGAGUUGAGCUGGAGGGGGUCAGCGUCAUCUUAAUGAUGCCCCAGUGCUCCCUGUCGGCUGUGAGCAACCCUGUGGACUUUAUCGUUCGAGAGAACAGAGAUAUAGACCUGCUGCAGGACCUGUCCCGUGGCUCGAUAAGCCCGGGCAGGCUGAACAACCUAGCGGCCAAUCAGAAACGGGAACUUGAACAUGCUAUGAAGGUUCCCAAGUCAGAGGCGGUGGUGUACAGCACGUGGUCUUCCUGCAGUGAGGAGAACGAGGAAGUGGUGGAGAUGGUGGUGCGCUCCAAACCCCGGAUUUACAGGCUGAGCGCUACAGGCUUGCCACCAGGCAGUAAAGACAAGCCGGAGGGCAACAAAGACUUGUUUGUGCUGGAGGCGUCAGCAGAGAGCAAUGGUGGUUUUGUGUCAGUGAUGACCAGGACGAGCACCCCAGCCAUGCAACAGGUAGCAGUGGCUGAACCCAGGGCAGUUAAGAAGGAUGCCAAAAUGGAGGAGUCGACCACCGCCCCUGAAAUUCCCUGGACUGCCAUCGCUGCACCCAGCAGUAACAAGGCCCCGAGCAAGAAACCGAGCCCGGAGUCGGCGGCGGGAGGAACUGACCGAGGCGGAGGAGAAGAAGAGAAGAAGAAGAAGAAGAAGAGAAACCCGAGGUCUCCCACACGCUUAGCGGUCUGCCAGGGAGCGGGCCGCCCGCACUUCCCCAGGGCCGAGAGCAGAGAGGAGAUGCACCUGCGGGGGACCGCUACUUGCCUGUCCGCCUUUGCUCUCUGA
Molecule: messenger RNA, 1991 nt
Organism: Anguilla rostrata (American eel)
Lineage: Eukaryota; Metazoa; Chordata; Actinopteri; Anguilliformes; Anguillidae
Product: putative methyltransferase NSUN7
Exons: 12
Coding region: 15-1991 (658 amino acids)
Source: RefSeq, a predicted model, not a curated record